Molecule: messenger RNA, 867 nt
Organism: Papaver somniferum (opium poppy)
Lineage: Eukaryota; Viridiplantae; Streptophyta; Magnoliopsida; Ranunculales; Papaveraceae
Exons: 1
Coding region: 1-867 (288 amino acids)
Source: RefSeq, a predicted model, not a curated record
AUGUCAAGUCAGAUGAUUACAGUUGAAAUUGGUGGUGUUCUGAUAUCUGGUAUUCAUGCUCAUGUUGGUGCAGUUCAAAGAAGAUUUUUGUGGCCUGAUAUGGAAAUGAUUAGUGGAUUACAACUACCUUGGUUAGCCAUUGGUGACUUCAAUGUUGUUACUUCAAUUGAGGAGAAAGUUGGUGGUAAAAAUCCAAAUAAAAUGACAAUGUUAGAUUUCAAUAAUUGUUUAGGCAUUUGUGAAUUGAUGCAGGCUCCUAAAACAGGUAUUCAGUAUUCUUGGUCCAAUUGUCAACAUGGAAGUAAGAGAAUAUUCUGUAAUUUGGAUAGAGAAGUGUUCAAUCAACAAAGGUUACAAAAAUUUAAUGGAUGGGGAUACAAAGUGGGUUUGAGAAUUGCUUCAGAUCAUGCUCCAUUAUUAGGUGGAUGUGCAUCUAUUCCCAAACCAAAAAAUGUCCCUAUGAGAUUUCAAAAAAUGUGGAUUUCACAUCCAACAUUUAUGGAAAUUGUAGAAAUAUGUUGGUCUGAGGUGAUAGAGGGUGAUCCAUCUUUCAUCUUUCAAGCAAAGUUUAAAAAGUUAAAAAGAAUACUUAAGGAUUGGAAUUGGGAAUUGUUUGGUAACAUUAAUGUGCAAAUAAAAGAAACUGAAGAUAAAGUUCAGGAAGCAAUGGUUAAUUCAGAUAACAACCCUUUGGAUGAAGAAUUACUUAACAAUUUGGUAAGUGCUUCGAAUCUGUACAACUCAAAGAAAGUUCAACUGAAUACUUACUUGAAACAAAAAUCAAGAAUUAAAUGGAUAAAAGAAGGGGCAACAACAAUGGUUUUCUACAUACGAGUCUUAAAAUCAGACAAGCAAGAAAUACUAUAA